Messenger RNA from Cloeon dipterum, 1788 nucleotides. RefSeq names its product differentially expressed in FDCP 8 homolog (gene DEF8). The record is from RefSeq and is a predicted model, not a curated record. NCBI's taxonomy places the organism in Eukaryota, Metazoa, Arthropoda, Insecta, Ephemeroptera, Baetidae. The transcript has 8 exons. Bases 185 to 1579 code for a protein of 464 amino acids.
GUCCCAUCUGACCGACUUGAAAAAGAUAGAGUUGGGUGUGAGCUGCUGUAUUAUUUUGCUCUCCAAUAUACAUUUUUCUUCUUCUUGCCUUAAUAUCUGCGCUAAAGUUUAGCAAAUUUUGUAUUGGACCAAAGUUGCGUAUUGCCAAUUUGGAUAGGAGACCAUGAUGAGAUCGUGAGUCACGAUGGCUGAUCAAGAAGGAACACCUCAAAAAAGUUUAGGGACGGACGUGGUAUCCCCUUCAAAAACUCUUUACUCUACCCCUUCAACGUCGACAUCAGGGUUUAAUUCUGGAAAUGACAUGAGUCCGCCUUGGGAUCAAGGUUGGCAACUUUUUAUUCCAGCAAGCAUACAAGACGGUUCAUCUCGUUUUGGCUUUAUUGAGAACGCUCUAUCAGAAGGAAAUGAACAAAAACUCAUAGAAGUAGAGGAACAAUGUAAAUCGUUGGUGAACGAGUGUGAGGAGGGUUCGGACGAGAGACGUUGGCUUGUCAGGCAACUGGUUGAAGUUCGCUUGAAAAUCCAGGAAAAGAAAGAUGAGGAUGUAAGUCUGAAGGCCACUGUGCGCCUUGUGCUAGGACACCAUAUGCAGCUGCAGGACAACAACCUGAACAACACCAAACUUCAGUGUGAUCGAUGCUGUGCUGCGAUUUGGGCCAUGAUUCAUUCUUGGUUCCGAUGCAUAGACUGUGAUUAUGUGUGCCACACGAGAUGUCUCUCGCUGAUAACCAGAGCCUGUGUUCACGUAGCUGUUAGUGAGAGACCGGAAUAUGAGUUGAGGAUAUGUCCUGAAGUGGGUUUGGCGUCCUCCCAAAGGUUCAAGUGUACAGAGUGCAACACACCUGUGACCUUCACGAUCCCACCAAUAGUUACCUGUUUUGGUCGGUAUACUCCUCAAGCCGAUCAAUCGUGGAGUGAACCACGGCUUUGCGAUUAUUCUGGAUUCUACUUUUGUCCCACUUGUCACUGGAAUACUAGUGCUAUCGUACCAGCACGAGUUGUGCACAACUGGGACUUUGAGCCUCGAAAAGUGUCAAGGGCGGCCCAACAGCUGCUCCGACUCAUGGCUGAAAAGCCAGUUUUGAUUUUGAAGGAUUUGAAUCCUAGAAUAUUUGGACUGGUUGAAGAGCUCAGCGUGGUGCAGGGUUUAAGAGAAAAUCUGCUGCAAAUGAAGAGAUACCUGAGCACUUGUGACAGUGCCAUAUCCGAGCACUUGAUGUGGCAACUUGGGAGUAGGCAACACUUUGUUGAGAACGCUCACUCAUACUCCAUGCAAGAUCUAAUUGACAUUAAUUCUGGAACGAUGCUACCAUUUGUCAACCAGAUUCAUGAUUCGUUUGCUAAGCACAUUAAAAAAGACUGCAAGGUUUGCCAUGGAAGGGGAUUUUUGUGUGAAUUCUGCCACGACCCAGAAGUUUUGUUUCCCUUUGACCCUGCAGUCUAUAGCUGUCCAAAUUGUUUAUUUGCAUUCCACAACUCAUGUUGGCUGGAAAAGGGAAAUGAUGAGUGUCCACGAUGUCUGCGCAUCAAACAGAGACAUAGCAGGCUAUCAAUUUCUCAAGAAGACGAUUUCAGCUAGUCUACAACAUCGUUCCAUUACAUGAAUUCAUUUUUUUCGCCAAGGUCUGUGAUCAAAUCAUUUUUUAAUUGUGAACAGCUGUGCGUUGCAACACACAAAUAAUAUUUACAAUUAGCACUGGAACACACUGGAAUUUCCAUUUACACCAAAUAACGAUGUAUUAGCUUGAUUUAAAUAAAAUAAAACACAAGAUCAAAUAAUACAAUCAA